CCCAUUUUCUGCCGUCAUGGUGCUUAGUGGUUUCGUGCCUUGCCUGUUUCCCUCUCCCGCGGUUUAUAUUUUUUUAUUGUCUCUAUUUUUCUGAUUUAAUCUUCUUCGAUCACCUUCUGGGCCCUCUGGUCUUUCUCUUCGCCUGGCCCUCCACCCGAACUGCCACCACCACCACCACCACGCUAACCAGGCUGCCUGCCCUGUCUGUCGCACGCACAUCGCACAGAGAAGCUAGCUACUAGACCGUUGGCCGGGGACUUUUGUAGAAAUCGAGGCUACCGCGAAGCCCGACGAAAAGUGCCGCCCGAAGCGAGAGCAGUAACCCAGGGAAAAAAACAAAAAAGAAAGGGGUAAAAAGGAGAAAGGAAGCGACUAGCAAGUAAGAAAUACGCUUGACCCAGAGACGGACUUGCUUGCGGGGAGACGGAUCUUUUCACCGAGCCUCGUCUUUGCUAGCCCAAUUUGGAGGACUUUUGCCAGCACCAGAAGUGACAGCAGCAGCAGCCGCCCGCGCACCCGAGCUCCAAGCUCCAGCUUUAGCUUCAGUUCUAGCUCCCACCACGUUGCGACCGAUGCAAUCUCGCCUUGCCGCCGUCGAUUCGCGGGCCCGGUAGCCAAUUCAGCAUUUCAGCAUUCAGCGUUUAGCAUUCAGCAUUCAGCAUUCAGCAUUCAGCAUUCACAUUCAGCAUUCAGCAUUCGGCAUUCAACAUUCAGCAUUUCUGCAUUCUGCAUUCUGCAUUUCAGCAUUUCCCGUUGCACGCACACACCAAAGGCUAGCGACUCGCAUUUCCUGCUCCAAACCAAGUGGGCCUCGGACCUCGUCUCGCGUGCUGUUUUUACGUGCAUUUUUGGUCUUUUGCGCCUGGACUAGCCCAACGUCUCGUCUCGGCAGCAGCAGCAGCAGCAGCAGCAUCAAGAUCCAAAACGUGGCGGAAAGCCAGGCACAGCACCGACCUUGGCUCCCAGGCACCUUCCCUAGCAAAUCGAACAUCUGCAGACGCCGCCCCCCCGCCGUUUCACCCCGUUCGGAAAACGACCAGCAGCAAACAAGGACGCCUCCUCCCGUUCAUCUAGAUCAAAUUUGCUCCCGCACCAACCCGCCCGCCCUUCGCACGCUCGCGACCCAGGCACUGCCAGGCACUACCAGGGCGUCUGCGACUAGACUCCCCAUAGCGCAUGCUAGCGCCGUGCCCGCUGGGCUUGCCGUCCCGCCACCACACUGCCAGUCGUCUGAUCGGAUCUGCCUAAUCAAAUCGACAGACAACCCGACUUUCUUAUUCUCCUUGGUCUUGGCGCCCGCCCUGGACCCCUACACCCGGCCAGGCCCAGCUGCUGUGACGAGCCCUGACGAUUCCCGCUGCUUGGUCUGCAGAGAGAAGAAAAAAGGACAUCCCAAUCCCAGUCCUCUCCACGGUUUUUUUUUUUUUUAAUCAGCCCUGGCCAAGCACCGCACCGCUCCCUCAGUUGCAUUUUACCCACCCCUCGACGACACAUAACAACCAACAGCACCCGCACUUCCGUCACUGCCUGCUCCACAUCCCCAUCUGCUGCCCUGGUACAUAUCUGCGACCUCCCCCCCCCCUCCACACCCCGUCUCCCCUCGAUCUGCGCCUUCCGUUUGGCUCGGUCGUCUCGUCUGUUCCACCCUGCAGCUGCGCUCUCAUCACCUCGCAUCGACUCGCCUCGGCUUGACCCGGUCCACUGGCCCUCGAUCGAUCGUCUCGUCUCAACAUCGCCUUGAGGCCUGCCCUGAAGUCGCCGCUGUGGAUCGUGUGCCCUAGGAUUUCCCACCGCCUUGAGGACAUCGUCGCCGUCACCGAGGCUGUCGUCGACGAAUAGAAGCACCACCGACGACACUCCCAUCGCCGUCACUAAACCCUCGCUGGCGUCCUGCGUGCAUUCGACCCUGCUCUCUCGCUCUGGGGGGACGACGGAUGCGCUAGGAGCCAACGCCGAGGGUUGUGGGCGUUUGACGAACUGAGACGGUUAUGGAAGAGGACGACUCUGGUUCAAGGCACAGCGGUCCGAAUUCUGCUACCAGCACCAGAGGGCUUCCUGAUUACUACGACCAGCGCCCGCGAGACUCCCACGACCGGCCCUAUCGGCCGGCAUCGUCCGCCAUGGCCACGGCUGCUCUGAUCAGCCCAAGCACACCCUACCAUCCUCACCACUCACCCUACCCAGCAUCAGCACCGUCUUAUCCUCCUCACCCUUCAGUACCAGCCAUGAUUUCUCCAGUCGAGUCCAACCGUCGCCCCUCGGAUGACAGCGACGCCAACACCCACCGAACCUCUCUACCCUCCAUCAGGGACAUCAUGAACGUCAAGGGCCAAAACGGCUCCGGACCUCAGACCCUGCCCUCACCAUUCUCUAGCCAACCUAGCGGAGCUCCGCCUCCUCCACCGCGGUCCUACGCAGAGCCUCCCCCUACCCGUGAGAGGCCGCCUUCUCCUCCGAGGCCACUCCACCCCUCAUCGGCCUAUCCGCGCUCCGAGACGCUUCCCGCCUUUUCAGACGCAUCGCGACCACCACUCGGCCCGCCACAUGCUGGACCACCACAGCUCAGCAUCUACCCCGGCGCGCCGCCAGCACCUUUGGGCAAGCCCGACUCGGCGCACGAGAUCGAUCGCAGGUCACAACACCACCCCGGCGGAGGCCCCGAAGGAGGCCCGCCACCCCAUGUGAAUGGCCACUACUCCCACCAUGGGCCGCCGCCGCCGCCGCCACCACAUCCGUCACAGGGGCCGCCACCUCCGCCUCCGCAUCCUCACGCGCAGCAGAGCCACUCGCCAUACUCGAACGGCCCGCCAGUCCCGCUCCCGCCGGGCCAGCUGCCCCUGGGUCCAUACCCCAUGUCUCCACGCCACCAUGGCGGGCCGCCAUUGCACUCGCCGUACGCAUCCCAACGGCCACCGAUGGGGCCUGAAGAGGCCGAGUACGCCAGGCGCCGUGGCAAAUACGAGCAGCUGCCCGGACACCACUACGACGUUUGGAACUACUCGGAUGCGCUGGCCAAGAUCGGCAGCAGCUCGAGGCAGAUCCUGUCGUUUGCUGAGACGUAUGGGAAGAUCGCACAGGAGGAGCAGGGGCCUCCACCCCCGGGGAGGCUGCCAACCGAGCAGGAAAUUGCCGACAUGGUCAGCAACUGCGAGACAAUCCACUACAUGCUCGACAUGGUCCGAGGCUCCGUCAACCAUACCAUUAUGAACCAGCGCAUGCGCGAGGGGAGUCGAGCAAGGGGCUUUCCCGAGGAUGAGGAUGGCAGCAUGUUCCACGAUGGGAUGAAGCCGGGUUAUGGAGGCGGCGAGGUCAAGAAGCGUCGUGGGCGCGCUGCACCUCCAGGCCGAUGCCACAGCUGCAACCGUAUCGACACCCCCGAAUGGAGACGUGGCCCUGACGGCGCCAGGACGCUCUGCAAUGCUUGCGGACUUCACUAUGCGAAACUGGAGCGCAAGAGGCAGAUGGAGCAGCGAGGCGGCAACAAGAGCCGUGAUGAGCGCAACUAGACGCAGGGCCCUGGACCCGCCUACUUGUCGCCAGCCAUCAAGCCAUUGAAGCAGACCCACGGAAGGAGCUCUCUCCUCCGAGAGGCCAAGUCUUGGUUGAUCCACCGCCACAGCCUCUUGAGCAGCGCCAGUUGCUUCAUGACGCAACAAACACACAGUCGACUACACCACCUUCAACUUAAUCACGUUUCCAGCCGGAUUGUUUUCUUCUCUUCGCACUUCAUUUCAUCUUUGCUUCCCGCACAUGAUUUUGCGGGCUCAUGGUCUUGCCGUGAGCGAGGAGCAGCAAGAGCUUCUCGUUUCCCUCGUCACCCUAACGAAUAACCAAACAAUCUUGCAACUGCAUUCGAUGGCGCGGCCUUUCUUUUAAUUCAUGUGCGACGAAAACCUCGCAUGCUACGACGUCCCGAACCAAAGCGAUCAGCAUCCAGCCGACAGCGAGAAUAUAUCCACCACUCUUUCUUUUUACUAGUAUUAUCCUUUUGGUCCUCUUUUAUCUAAUACCCUUCAUUGAAUCCGGUUACAGGGCGGACCACUGGCGGCUGCGACUUGGUUCCCCCUGGCCCAUUCUUGCCCCCUCAUAACUUUAUGAGCGCUGCCUUGACACUGUCGUUAUUUGUCUUCCAUGUUUCCAAGACGUCUUUUUCUUCUUUCAUUUUUGUGCAACGUGGAAAUAUGAAAGAGUCUUGUAUAUACCCCUGGGGAAAUCACGGCUUCGGUUUACUCUCAGUUUAUAUAUUAGCAUUGCGCGGCGUUGUUUCUACACAUUCUAUUUUGCUUCUUCGUUUUUCGCUACUACCCUGUUCAACGCUCGCUCUCACGGAGCCAUCAUUUAUGCUACCUACAUUUUGAUCUGUG
Molecule: messenger RNA, 4364 nt
Organism: Gaeumannomyces tritici R3-111a-1
Lineage: Eukaryota; Fungi; Ascomycota; Sordariomycetes; Magnaporthales; Magnaporthaceae
Exons: 4
Coding region: 1989-3506 (505 amino acids)
Biological process (GO): regulation of DNA-templated transcription
Molecular function (GO): sequence-specific DNA binding; zinc ion binding
Source: RefSeq, a predicted model, not a curated record